AUGUAUCACGAUACGCUUCCUCCCCCUUCGUUCAGUUCACCAGUCAAAGCGUCAGAAAGCAUUCCUUCUAAAUGGCUGAACAUGUUACUCGUUCAAGGUUAUCGUCCCGUCACGGGUGAUGAUGCCCGUCGCCUACCACACAUUCAGAGUGCAAUCGAUCCGACCGAGGGCCUUGUCAAUCCUAAACAGGUUGUCAGUCCAAAGUUCAACCCCACCUUCUCCCUGACCAUUAUAGAAGUCCCGUGGUCGACCAUAAAGACCUUCCCGGGCAUCAUCGCCUAUCGUACAUUCACAGUCAAACUUCAACGCCAUCACUUCGUCUUUGCUGUAGGAGACUGGGAGGAAACUGUCGGUAACAGUGCCAUCGUCCAGUGUUUCUCGUACACAGAGAGCAAAAACUCGGACGUCCAUGAUCUCUUUCCAUUCGGCGAACAAGGACUUCUACGUAUUCCGAAGAAAUACAUUGAACGACUCACCCCCUUGGCCGUUCCCUCGCCCAAGUUCCGCACAACCGAUCAACUUCAGGAGCUGUGGGAUGCGAUCUCGUACUAUCGACGCUGGGACGUCCUCCUGACAUUUCCUACAUGUUAUACGCACGAGAUGGGAGGAAGCUGGUCCGUGACUCCGACACCGAUUUUCACCUCCGAAAGAGUGGCGGAGGCCAAGAUGAGGGUGUACACGGUCGGUAUGGUCGGUCAUGGGAUGUAUAGCGAUGGUGAAGACUGGAGGGUACGUUACGUCGAAGGAGGGUGGAGAAUUGAGACACAGGUUCAGGUUGCCGAGAGAGAGCGGCUCAAGAUUGACUCAGGCAGGGGCCAAUCCGAGCGGGAGAGCGAUAAUGCAUCAGCGAAAGCGGAGAAUUCGCCUCUUAUGCCCCGACAGCAGGUAGAUCACGAAGUCAUGGAGUCCAUGAAGGAGCAAACCCCGCGAUCAUCGUGGUUCGACGGUGAUGAUGCGGAUGAAGGCCAAGUGAGCUGUCUGUCAUGGCUGUCAUCGCUUUGGGGUUGUUGA
Stereum hirsutum FP-91666 SS1 is the source of this 1011-nucleotide messenger RNA. RefSeq lists its product as uncharacterized. The record is from RefSeq and is a predicted model, not a curated record. The transcript is spliced from 3 exons. Bases 1 to 1011 code for a protein of 336 amino acids. Lineage: Eukaryota; Fungi; Basidiomycota; Agaricomycetes; Russulales; Stereaceae.